Messenger RNA from Penaeus chinensis, 495 nucleotides. RefSeq lists its product as uncharacterized. The record is from RefSeq and is a predicted model, not a curated record. Bases 1 to 495 code for a protein of 164 amino acids. The transcript has 2 exons. Lineage: Eukaryota; Metazoa; Arthropoda; Malacostraca; Decapoda; Penaeidae.
AUGGUAAGACCAGAUAUAAUAUAUGGAUUGGAAACAGCAACGCUGACCAAAGGACAAGAGAAGAAGCUGGAAGUUGCAGAAAUGAAGAUGAUGCGAUAUGAGGUGGGAGUUUCAAGGAAAGACAAAGUCAGAAAUAUAAACAUCAGGGAGACACUAGGCAUUGAAAAGAAGCUGACAGAUAAGAUCAAGGAAAACAGACGGAGGUGGUUUGGCCAUGUCUAUGGGAGGGAUGAGAGGUAUGUUGGGAAGAGGGUUAUGAAGAUGACUGUGGGGAAACGGACAAGACGCAGGCCAGAGAGACGUUGGUCUGAUUGUAACAAGGAAGAUCUGUGCUGGCGCGGCGGCAUGUGCCCCGACCAGUGGAGAGCCGGUCUUGACAAAGCAGAGACUAGGUGCAAUCUUUGUGGGACAUCCUCGCCGAUUUCUCACCUGGCUUCCUCCUGGGGUUUACAAGGGCUCGAAGCGGCGUGGCGUGGGGAAACAACUGUAGAAUAG